Dioscorea cayenensis subsp. rotundata (Guinea yam) is the source of this 1438-nucleotide messenger RNA. RefSeq lists its product as uncharacterized. The transcript is spliced from 2 exons. The record is from RefSeq and is a predicted model, not a curated record. Lineage: Eukaryota; Viridiplantae; Streptophyta; Magnoliopsida; Dioscoreales; Dioscoreaceae. Bases 415 to 1314 code for a protein of 299 amino acids.
GAAUAAGAUAAAGUUGACUAAAAAUGUCGUUUAUAAACUGAAACCAAUAUAAAUGUUAAAAUAUAUUACACGUUUUCUCUUUAUUUAAAUUUAAACUCUAAUAAUCAUUCAUAUAUAAUCCGAGAUUUGUAACAAUUGGUUAGUAUUUAAUUAGCCACAUAAAAUUUUCUUCUUAAGUACUAUUAUAAUAGUACUUAAGAAGUAAUUAUUACUUCUCUAAUAUGGCAUCAAAAGCGUAAAAAAAAAAAAGAAAAAAAAUCUGAGUUUUGAAUUCGUUAGUGACGGAAUUUUUCAUCUUUGAGAUCCAUGUUUUUUUUUGGUAGCAGUGGCGGAAAUUUUAAUCUCAGUGACAAAAAUUUUCGUCUCUAAAGCCUUUGUUUGUUUUGUUAGUGAAGGAGAGCAAUAGGAUCAUGCAUGGGGUGCAUCAUAUCCAAAAUUCGCAAAUUCUUGCGCAAAUGCUUCGGCCCCAAGAUCACGCCCAAAGUCGAUUCCUUAAUGGAAGAUUAUCGCAAGUUCAGCACCCCUGCCAAAAACGUCUUAAGCUCUUUCAUAGAACAACUCAGAGAGAACCAAUCCACCUCCGCCGAUCUCCUUGAAGAAGCCGUCAACCGUUUCAGAAAUGACGAGCCCAACACGUCCGUCCUCAUGAGUUUGCAAAAGUUCAAAGCCAAGUGCAACACUUACCUCCAUGAAAAUAAUCUUAACAGCUCAUGCGAACGGGAGGACAGCUGUAAUACCUAUACCGACAAGUUCUCAGGUGUUAAAAACAUCCUGGAUGAAGAUCUCAAAAUGGUGGAACGUUGGAAUACAGUUGCACAAUGGGUUUUCUUUGUGAUCAGCCUUGGAUUGCAAAUCACUUCUUCGGUGCUUUCUUACGUGGGUAACCAUCCGUUGGUUGCCGCUGUCAUUGGCCCUGUGGUGUGCAAGGGGAUUGACUCACUGGAAAGUAAGAUUAACAACCUUUGUUUUGAAAAGCGUAAGAACUCCCUUAAAAACAAGAUAGACAAUGUUGAUCUAUUGAUGAUAGCCAUUGAUAAGCAUCGCAGAAUUAAAGACCGCAUGCUGCAAGCUUCAAGAGACAUUGAAAAGAUCAACGGCUUUAAAGCGCGUGUUCAUAAGCUGGUGGAUGUUUAUAUUAGUAACUUUGCUGAUCAUGGGAAUGAUGAGGAAGCGGCAAAGUUAGCAGCCAUGGAUAGGAUUGAAACUGAGAAUAGAUGUUUACAGAUAAGUCUUCAGGAUUUGUUGAGGAACGUGGAGCGGUGUCUUGAGGACCUCAGCACAGCCACGGAAAACAUCCAAAGGCUUAAAAAUUAAUGAGGUAAAAUUAAAAGCACAUGGAGGUAUAUUAGUGGUGGUACGAUGGCUGCGGAGGCGCAGGACCGAUCGAUCACGGGUUAGGUGUUGAUUUUCUUUGUUGGGUUUCGAAGAAGCCUGUUGU